This is a messenger RNA of Pollicipes pollicipes, 1573 nucleotides long. RefSeq names its product serine/arginine-rich splicing factor 2. The record is from RefSeq and is a predicted model, not a curated record. NCBI's taxonomy places the organism in Eukaryota, Metazoa, Arthropoda, Thecostraca, Pollicipedomorpha, Pollicipedidae. Gene Ontology annotation, molecular function: RNA binding. The transcript has 4 exons. Bases 177 to 824 code for a protein of 215 amino acids.
GGCCCGCGUGGCGUCGUUCGGCCGGCGUCGGGGAGGUGCGCGUUGGGGCCCGUAAUAUUACAGAUUGUUGUUGUUCAAGCUUGCUGGGAUUGGGUGCCGUCAGUUGAGGUUUUGUUUUGUUACCGCAAGUUUGUUUUGUGUUCGUUUCAUUCGCUGUUCCUCAGUAGGCUGGCAAGAUGUCUUUUGGCGGGAGGCCUCCUCCGGCCAUCGAGCGCAUGGUUUCACUAAAAGUAGACAACAUCACAUAUCGUACAAGACCAGAAGAUAUGAGGAGAGUUUUUGAAAAAUAUGGCGAGAUCGGAGAUAUUUACAUUCCACGAGACAGAUAUAACAAAGAAAGCAGAGGCUUUGCAUUCGUGAGGUUCUACGACCGCCGCGACGCGGAGGACGCGAUGGACGCCAUGGACGGCCGCAUGUACGACGGCAGGGAACUGCGCGUCCAGAUGGCGCGCUACGCGCGGCCCAUGACGCCGCCGGACCGGCGCGGCGGCGGCGCGCGCCGCUACCGCCGCUCGCGCUCGCGCAGCCGCAGCCGCAGCCGGGACCGCGACCGCCGCUCGCGCAGCCGCAGUCGCCGGCGCAGCCGCAGCCGCAGCCGCUCGCGCAGCAAGAGCCGGGACCGCCGCACGCGCAGCCGCAGUCGCAGCAGGUCCCCCCGCGACAGCAAGUCCCCAGACCGCAAGAAGGCGCCAGAGGAUAACGAGGCCGGCGAAGCCGAGCCUCCGCAGAACAACGGCGACGGCGGCGAGCCGGCCCGCUCUCGUUCCCGCUCCCGAUCACGCUCCCGAUCAGCAUCGCGCUCCCGGUCUCGCUCCAGGGAGUAGGCGCGCCCGCGCCGGCUGACAGCGGCGAGCCGGGCCGGCCGCGGCGCGCCGGCGCUCUCGGGACGCCUCGUGCGGUGCACGGACUAGGUACUGACGGCAGCCGGGCGGCGGCCGGGCGGGGGCCAAUCGGGGCCGGCCGCGCCCCCGGCGCCCGCCUCCGCGAUUGGCCCCUGCCGCGGCCCCGCCUUCUUUGGUGGUAUCCAUGUGUGUGUGUACGCGGUUUGUGUGUGGAUCAUUCAUUCGGUGUUCGAAUUGCUCAUCGGGGCGCGUUUCGUUCGGUGUUCACGUAGGCUUUCGAGGUCUGGUGUAAAUACAUGGAAAAGUCGCUAGCUGCCGUAAUGUCGACCGGAAACAUCGUUGGGUUCUUGUAUAAAGUUCGUCUUUUUCACAUAAGGGUGUGCUAAGCCGCACGUCCCUUUCUGCCUCGUAUGCUUGCUAUGUGCCUCCAUCCUCCCUUGUCGGAUAGCACCCACUAUGCCCGUUUUCGAUAAACUCCGGACACUAACUUUUGGGAGAUGCUGUUCCCUCGUGUACUUCACGCAUCGUCUGACGUCAUCGCCGUCAUUGUCUAUCCCUUUGUCAGCACCGAGACAAUGUGCUUUGUGGCACCGCCACUGGCAUCGCUCUUGGCGCUGAGCCCUCGCUCUGGCUCUAGUACUGAGCCUUGAUUAGCGUAUCGGUGUUUUUUUUGCGUGUGUGGCUGCGAAUGUCUUCCGUAAUAAAAGCCGUCAGUACCGCCCGUUUAACCA